CACCACACCCAGCCUAGUCAUUGUGUUUCUUUAAGUUUUCCUUAUGCUAGAAGUUUCUCUGCAAAACAAAACAAAACAGAAAACAAAAAAACCUUUCCUGACAUUCACAAUUAUGAGGAGCCUAGACCAGAUGUUUUGUAGAAUGUCCUAGAAAUAUAGAUUUGUCUUUUUGCUCCCUCAUAAGGUUCUGAUGUAUGCUUUUUGCAAGAAUACGUGCACUAACUUUUUUAUCCACCAUUUUUAAAGUUUUUAUGUAGGUUCAAAAUUUUAGCCCAAUUUUAGUUCAGUUUUUGUGUUUGUAAGUCUCAUUAAUCUAUGGUUUGGCAUAGGGUGUUAAGAAUGGCCACUUACCUGGAGAAUAGUAAAACUCUUUAGACCGUAGGAAAGAUCACUAGAAUAAUCUCUGGGAGGGGUAAUACGUUUCUCUGGAAACAAGCAUAAUAUUUUUUAACGUCCUUGGCAGUAUUCUUUGGAUGACUUAAUAUAUUGUAAUCAAGGGCAAAUUUUUCUACUCUUUAAGUUUUGUUACAAUAUACAGUCCAGGGAGCCACUUCUGGCAAACACUUGACCAGCUUUUCUGUUAUCCCUAAGUUGAAAGUUUGUUUUUGGAGUCUAAACAUUGAUUGUGUGUUCAGUUUGCAACCCUUUGGCUGUCCGUGUACCAGGAUGCUCAGCGGCUUAGGCUGUGUAUAUUUUGUGUGAAGUGAGCGCAGCGUGGAGAGGUGGCAUGCCUUAGAUGCCAGGGGAGCUAUGCAAGCUUGCUGUGGAAAGCAUGCUUCCCGCCUGUCAGGGCUUCCUGAUAGGAGACCUGGUGACACAGUAGCCUUUCGGCAGAGCUCCUCGGGAUGGGUAGGAAGUGCUGCUGCAGGUUUUGUCAGGGGGAAAUCUGAGCCAUUUCUCUGUGGACAGCUGUGUUUCAAAGUCUGGGCAGGUUGUUGUUGAAUUUUGCGUGGGCUGCCAGGAUUUUGUGGAAGUAUAAUACUUUGUCAUUAUGAGAUGUCGUCUCUCGGUGCCUCCUUUGUGCAAAUUAAAUUUGAUGACUUGCAGUUUUUUGAAAACUGCGGUGGAGGAAGUUUCGGGAGUGUUUAUCGAGCCAAAUGGAUAUCACAGGACAAGGAGGUGGCUGUAAAGAAGCUCCUCAAAAUAGAGAAAGAGGCAGAAAUACUCAGUGUCCUCAGUCACAGAAACAUCAUCCAGUUUUAUGGAGUAAUUCUUGAACCUCCCAACUAUGGCAUUGUCACAGAAUAUGCUUCUCUGGGAUCACUCUAUGAUUACAUUAACAGUAAUAGAAGUGAGGAGAUGGAUAUGGAUCACAUUAUGACCUGGGCCACUGAUGUAGCCAAAGGAAUGCACUAUUUACAUAUGGAAGCUCCUGUCAAGGUGAUUCACAGAGACCUCAAGUCAAGAAACGUUGUUAUAGCUGCUGAUGGAGUAUUGAAGAUUUGUGACUUUGGUGCCUCUCGGUUCCAUAACCAUACAACACACAUGUCCUUGGUUGGAACUUUCCCAUGGAUGGCUCCAGAAGUUAUCCAAAGUCUCCCUGUGUCAGAAACUUGUGACACAUAUUCCUACGGUGUGGUUCUCUGGGAGAUGCUAACAAGGGAGGUCCCCUUUAAAGGUUUGGAAGGAUUACAAGUAGCUUGGCUUGUAGUGGAAAAAAACGAGAGAUUAACCAUUCCAAGCAGUUGCCCCAGAAGUUUUGCUGAACUGUUACAUCAGUGUUGGGAAGCUGAUGCCAAGAAACGGCCAUCAUUCAAGCAAAUCGUGAAAGUGAGGGAAAUGAAACUGAUGAUUGACAAUGGGGGAAAAAGGAGAUCUGUGGCAACCUGCACUGAACGAGGCAUGCAGUGUUGUGAUGAGCGUUCAGAUCUGUGUCUCUUGGCAAAACACUUGGUUGGUUGUGUUUCCCGUGGUGACCAAAACUUACACCAGCUAUCCCUGUGCAGGUGCGAAAUUGAGGCAACUCUUGAAAGGCUAAAGAAACUAGAGCGUGAUCUCAGCUUUAAGGAGCAGGAGCUUAAAGAACGAGAAAGACGUUUAAAGAUGUGGGAGCAAAAGCUGACAGAGCAGUCCAACACCCCGCUGCUGCCUUCCUUUGAGAUUGGUGCAUGGACAGAAGACGAUGUGUAUUGUUGGGUUCAGCAGCUCGUCAGAAAAGGUGACUCUUCAGCAGAGAUGAGCGUAUAUGCAAGCUUGUUCAAAGAAAACAACAUUACAGGGAAGCGGCUACUGCUGCUGGAGGAAGAAGACCUGAAAGACAUGGGCAUUGUCUCCAAGGGGCAUAUCAUUCACUUCAAGUCAGCCAUUGAGAAAUUAACCCAUGAUUACAUAAACUUGUUUCACUUCCCACCGCUAAUUAAGGACUCAGGAGGUGAACCGGAAGAAAAUGAGGAAAAAAUAGUGAACCUGGAACUGGUUUUUGGUUUUCACUUGAAACCAGGAACUGGCCCACAGGAUUGUAAGUGGAAAAUGUAUAUGGAGAUGGAUGGGGAUGAAAUUGCAAUAACCUACAUAAAAGAUGUGACAUUCAACACUAACCUACCUGAUGCGGAGAUUUUAAAGAUGACAAAGCCACCAUUUGUAAUGGAGAAGUGGAUUGUAGGAAUAGCAAAAAAUCAGACUGUGGAGUGCACUGUCACAUAUGAGAGUGAUGUUAGAACUCCAAAAAGCACUAAACAUGUCCAUUCGAUUCAGUGGAGUAGAACAAAACCUCAGGAUGAAGUGAAAGCAGUCCAACUUGCCAUUCAGACAUUAUUCACCAAUUCAGACGGCAACCCCGGAAGUAGGUCUGACUCAAGUGCUGAUUGCCAGUGGUUAGAUACUCUGAGGAUGCGGCAGAUUGCAUCCAACACUUCUUUACAGCGUUCCCAGAGCAAUCCUAUUCUGGGGUCACCAUUCUUCUCAUACCUUGAUGGCCAGGAUUCCUAUGCUGCUGCUGUGAGACGGACCCAGGUGCCCAUUAAGUAUCAACAGAUUACACCUGUGAACCAGUCCAGAAGCUCCUCUCCUACUCAGUAUGGACUGACCAAAAACUUCUCUUCCCUGCAUCUCAGCUCUAGGGACAGUGGCUUUUCCAGUGGCAAUACUGACACCUCUUCAGAGAGGGGUCGAUACUCAGACAGAAGCAGGAACAAAUAUGGACGUGGUAGUAUAUCACUCAAUUCUUCUCCUAGAGGAAGAUACAGUGGAAAAAGUCAGCAUUCCACUCCUUCAAGAGGAAGAUAUCCUGGAAAGUUCUACAGGGUUUCUCAGUCACCACUCAAUCCUCACCAGUCGCCUGACUUCAAGAGAAGCCCUAGGGACCUCCACCAACCCAACGCCAUACCAGGGAUGCCUUUGCACCCUGAGACUGACUCAAGAGCCAGUGAAGAGGAGAGCAAAGUCAGCGAAGGGGGCUGGACAAAAGUGGAAUACCGGAAAAAGCCCCACAGGCCCUCCCCCGCCAAAACCAAUAAAGAGAGAGCCAGAGGGGACCACCGUGGAUGGAGAAACUUUUGAUGAAUUGAACUACAUGAGUUUUUCUAAGCCGGUUAAAAAAAAAAAAAAGAAAGAAAGAAAGAAAUGUCAUGGUUUUUGGUAAUAUGAUCCCUUCAUAUUGAAUUAACAAAAAGACAACACUUCCAUUUUUGGGAUUGGGAAAUACCUUCUAAUUGAGACUAUAGCCAAACCAGGGUCAAAAUUAUGGAUAUUGGUUACCCAGUGAUCAUAACUAGGCUUGAAAAUCACUACACGUAUUUUCUCCCUUGAGUGAACAUUCUUAGAGGAAAGGUUAUGCCAUCUUUUUACCCUAACCACUGAUAUUCUGGUUAACAGGGCCAGGACGAGGGUAAGGCAAAUAAGGUCAACAAAAAAAAUCAAAUGUUUAGGUAAUGACAGAAUGAGUGUUACUGAUUUUUCCUUUUGACUGAGGAUGCAAUAUGGCCUGGCAAGGCACUGUUACUGGUCUUGUCUUUAACAUUUAUAUUUUGUUCAUCAUAAUUUUUUUUCAUUUGUUUUAUUUUUUAAAAUAUUGCAUUAAAAUAUCAUUUAGCCUGAUUAUCGAGUUUUUUGGUUUGGGGUUUUUUGUUGUUUCUUUUUGGUUUUCUUUCUUUCUCCCCCUUUUUUUUGAUGUCCCCUUAAAUUUUGUGCCCAAGACAGGUACCUCACUCAUCUCACCCUUUGGCUCAGCCCUGCUGGUUAGUAUUUAGUAUUUAUUUUAGUAAGAUACUUGUGUUUUUAUGAUGGUCAGAGUUGAACUGAUCUGGCUUGUCAUUUUUCAGUAAUAAAAAAAGUUACUGAAUUUAAUGUUGAUUAUGAUGCAUAUCUCAUUCAUAUACAAUUUAUCAGAAACCAAAGAUUUAAAUUGCCUGGAUUUGUGGUUCUUUCUCUCCCUAAGUUCCCAGGGACUGCUUUCAAAUAUUAUUUUCUAAAUUUCAACAAAGAAGGAGCAAAGAGGAUAAAACAACACUCCAUAAAGGCCUCUUGGGAUGUCAGAAAUCUAAAAUCUAAAAGAAAACAGACACAGAGCAAGAUAAUAACGUCACAAGCUAAAAGCCAGAAAAAUUUAAAAUUACCAACAUCCUUGUUGGAGUCAGACAGUAAAUAUCAGCCUUGCAGCAAGACGGCUCUGAGCAGCUGCGGGCAAAGAGGUAAACCGGUGGGGGUGCCAGGAGACUGUCUGCAGCUUAGGGCAGAAAUGGUGGGAUCCAACUUGUGAAAUGCUUCAUGUUUUACAAACCAACAAGUCAGGUAACAACAAACUUAUUCUAUGUCAAAUCAAUAAAUGUUACUUUCAA
Molecule: messenger RNA, 4775 nt
Organism: Cercocebus atys (sooty mangabey)
Lineage: Eukaryota; Metazoa; Chordata; Mammalia; Primates; Cercopithecidae
Gene: MAP3K20
Product: mitogen-activated protein kinase kinase kinase MLT
Exons: 22
Coding region: 997-3498 (833 amino acids)
Biological process (GO): protein phosphorylation
Cellular component (GO): cytoplasm
Molecular function (GO): protein kinase activity; ATP binding; protein binding
Source: RefSeq, a predicted model, not a curated record